CUCCUCAGCUGUGCUCGGCGGGCGGCGACGACGGCGACCGCGCACCCGGGGGGUGGAUUGUGGCUUCACUGGUGCUCUCGGCGGGCGGCGGCGGGGCCGAGGCGGCGGGGCUCGCCGGGGAUCCCCGCGGGCGAGGCGCGGGCGAUGAGCCGGGGCCCGGCAUGGCCUCCGCGCGGCCGCCGGGCCGGGCCUGCGCCUCCGCGGCCGCGCCCGCGGGGAUCCGGGCCGGGAUGCCCGGCCUCUCCGCCGCCGCUACGCUCUCCCCGGAGCCGGCGGGCGGCGCCGAGGCGGAGGAGCGCUCGUUGCAGCACAUGCUGCGCGCCAUAGCCGAGGAGCGCAGCCGCCUCCACCUGCGCCGCGAGGUCUGCGGCCUGGGGUGCUUCAAGGACGACCGCAUCGUCUUCUGGACGUGGAUGUUCUCCACCUACUUCAUGGAGAAAUGGGCCCCCCGGCAGGACGACAUGCUUUUCUAUGUGCGCCGGAAGCUGGCCUACAAAGGCAACGAGAGCAGCAUUGAAGGAAGGAAGGCCGAGGCGGAGCCGGAGGUGGAGGUGGAAGUGGAGGUGUACCGGCGGGACUCCAAGAAGCUCCCUGGCCUGGGAGACCCCGACAUCGACUGGGAGGAAAGCGUCUGCCUGAAUCUCAUCCUGCAGAAGCUGGACUACAUGGUGACCUGUGCGGUGUGCACACGCACCGACGGGGGCGACAUCCACAUCCACCGGAAGAAAUCCCAGCAAGUGUUUGCAUCUCCUAGUAAACACCCCAUGGACAGCAAAGGGGAAGAGUCCAAGAUGAGUUAUCCCAACAUCUUCUUCAUGAUUGACAGCUUCGAGGAGGUAUUCAGUGACAUGACCGUGGGGGAAGGAGAGAUGGUCUGCGUGGAACUGGUGGCCAGUGACAAAACCAACACCUUCCAGGGGGUCAUCUUUCAGGGCUCCAUCCGCUACGAAGCCCUCAAGAAGGUGUAUGACAACCGCGUGAGCGUGGCCGCGCGCAUGGCCCAGAAGAUGUCGUUUGGCUUCUACAAGUACAACAACAUGGAGUUUGUGCGCAUGAAGGGGCCCCAGGGCAAGGGCCACGCGGAGAUGGCCGUCAGCCGCGUCUCCACCGGUGACACGUCCCCGUGCGGGACGGAGGACUCCAGCCCGGCCUCGCCCAUGCACGAGCGGGUGACCUCCUUCAGUACCCCCCCAACCCCCGAGCGGAACAACCGGCCCGCCUUCUUCUCCCCGUCCCUCAAGAGGAAGGUGCCCCGGAACCGCAUCGCUGAGAUGAAGAAGUCCCACUCGGCCAACGACAGCGAGGAGUUCUUUCGGGAGGACGAUGGUGGAGCCGACCUGCACAAUGCAACCAACCUGCGGUCUCGGUCCCUGUCGGGCACGGGGCGGUCCCUGGUGGGGUCCUGGCUGAAGCUGAACAGAGCCGAUGGGAAUUUCCUUCUCUAUGCACACUUGACCUACGUCACCUUGCCGCUGCACCGGAUCCUAACAGACAUCCUGGAAGUCCGGCAGAAGCCCAUCCUGAUGACCUAGCGCGCAGAGCCCGCCCGGCCCCGAGAGUGCUGCCAAGUGCCUACCUGCCACCGCCACCAAGGUCUUCUGUGACGAGCCAGCGCCAGAGCCGCAGCUAGGCAGGGCCUGGGCCCACGCCACGAACACCAGCCCAAACUGAAGUGCCUCGUCCUCCUCCCUGCUGGCUCUGCCCCCCUGCGCCCGCCCCCGGCGCCUGCUGCACCCCAAGAGGGUGGGAGACCCCAGGGGGCCAGCAGGGAGCGCGGGGGCACUCAGCGAGCCAGACUGCGCGCAGCCCCCACGGAAGGCCGCGGGAGGCGGGGAGACGCGGCACGGAUGACGUGCGUCCUCCCCCGUCACCACCGUGUCACUGUCCGUUGCCGUGGGGAGACUGGUGGCUCGGCCCUGGGCUGUGAAUACCUCACCCCACACCAGGUCCGCAGGAGCCCCGCGCCGAGCGCACGGCCCCGACCCCGCCAGAACGGCCUUCCGCUUCCAGCCAAAGAACACCGCCAACGCACACCUCGCGGCCGGGGCCCCGUGUGCACCGCGAGGGCAGGAGAGGCCUGGGCGGCGGGGGCCGCUGUGGGCCGGGGCGGGUUCCUCCCCGGAAGCCCCUAGGCGGGCCCCGCCCCCUGGGCCAGCCCCUUCCGCCCCGGCGGCCUCCAGCCGGUGCGUGUGGCCCCCGGCCUGGCCUGGCAGUGUGCUCUCAGCACCAACCGGAACCCACUGGAAGCUGGGCCUCGCGCUGCAGGGCUCCCCGUGGGCAGAGGAGGGGCCGGAGCCCGCCCUCCCGUUGCCACGCGGCUGGCUCCAGAAAUGGGGACUGCUUCGGGCCUUUCUCUAGAUUUUGUAUGUUGUUAUUAAAAACGAGCUAUUGCAAUUCA
Molecule: messenger RNA, 2398 nt
Organism: Perognathus longimembris pacificus (Pacific pocket mouse)
Lineage: Eukaryota; Metazoa; Chordata; Mammalia; Rodentia; Heteromyidae
Product: KIAA0930 ortholog
Exons: 10
Coding region: 162-1532 (456 amino acids)
Source: RefSeq, a predicted model, not a curated record